GUUUCUAUCCGCUAGUACGCUACGAGCCUACUUGCGUGGUGGACGCGCGCGCUCCACGAACCGGCGCGCGCAUACGUAAACACGAUAAACAUUUUUAAGCAUGUGUGACUAAUAUUCAACAACAUUGAACUUUCUGUGACUGUGAGACUUAGUGAGGUGAUAUUGGGGUGGUUUUGGCGCGAAACGGAGUUUAACAUAGUUUUACAUAACACAGAGCUUUCGCAAUUGUCUCGUGAUAACAGUGCUCGGAUACAGUGAAGCGCUUGUCGAAUAAUGAGGAGUAAACAAAGGCGGUGGGAUAGUGUUUUUGGCGCGAAAUCGUUGCAACCAACAGGAUGACGUUCACGCUGUCGCUGGUGGUGCUCCCGCUGCUCGUGGCGGUGGCGCGCGGCGGCGAGCCGGUGUUCGACCCGACCACGCUCAUGCGGCUUGUGCUCGUGCCGGCGGACGCGGCUGUGGGUUCCGUCAUCUACCGCGUCCGCGCGUCCGACCCUGACUUCGAUUAUCCGCUGCAUUUUGAGCUUAUAGGUCAAAUGGGUCGUCUAGACAUCGGCAUAGAAACUCUGCCUUGCACAAGAUACAACUCGGUCUGUCAAGCGAACGUUAUUCUGUUACGAAGACUGGAGCCUGGGCGGUAUGUGGACUUCAGGCUGUCUGCGAGGAACACCAGGGGACGAAGCGCUAGAAUAGCCUGUUCUGUCACGGGAACUAAUGCUACUACACCUAGAGAUACGAUAUUUCCACAUCAGCCUAGCAUCAUUUUGGUACCUGAGGACGCGAAGCGCGGCACCGAUCUCGAAAUAGUCAUAGCGAGGAAGAAUCCCGUGUCACCGAAGCCUCUAGAACUGGAACUUUGGGGAUCACCUCUCUUUGCAAUACGUCAGCGCCGCGUUUCGACCGAAAAUACCGAAGGCACAAUAUUUUUGGUUGGUCCUCUGGACUUUGAAGCACAAUCUAUGUAUCAUUUGACUCUCUUGGCAGUGGACCCAUACAUCGAAGUAGGCAAAGACACGCGCAACAUAGCAGGCCUGGAAGUAGUGGUAGUGGUACAAGAUGUACAGGACAUGCCACCAGUGUUCACCACCGCGCCUCCCAUCACCCACUUGCCUCGCCAGGUCGUCCCGGGGGAUGUUGUGGUGAAAGUGAGGGCUGAAGAUGGGGAUAAGGGAGCCCCACGGCAGAUUAGAUAUGGUCUGGUGUCUGAGGGGAACCCGUUUACGCCGUUCUUCAAUAUUAAUGAGACUACAGGUGAAGUAACACUCGAGCGACCAAUCGAAGAAAUCGCAGCAAUAUCCCACGCUGGUGCUCCAAUACUGCUCACAGUAGUUGCGGAGGAGGUGAGGUUGUCACGGGAGGAGCCAGAAGCGAUGUCGUCGACAGUACAACUGGCUUUCAUCCUGCCGGAACGAGAUAACUCCCCUCCGUACUUUGAAAAUGAAUCAUACAUCACAUACUUAGAUGAAAACGCUCCACAAGGCACAGCCCUUACAUUCAACGAUCCCUACAUUCCUCAAGUAAAUGACAAUGACGCUGGUAAAAAUGGCGUGUUUUCUCUUUCGCUACUCGGAAAUAAUGGAACCUUUGAAAUAUCACCCACUGUAGCAGAGAGACAUGCACAAUUCAUCAUUAAAGUACGGGACAACACGAUGCUAGAUUUUGAAGCCAGAAAAUCGGUCGUGUUUCAGAUUGUCGCUCAAGAACUUGGACCAGCUACUAACUUGUCAGCCACAGCCAAUGUCACCGUAUAUCUAAAUGAUGUCAAUGAUAAUGCACCAGUCUUUUUAGCUUUAUCAUAUGACGUUGAGCUUCCCGAAAACAUCACUGCUGGAGCUAGAGUGGUCCAAGUACAGGCCGAUGACGUAGACACGGGUGCUUUUGGAAAAAUCCAAUACACUGCCAUAUUAGGAUAUCUAAAUACAUCUUUGAAUUUAGAUCCCAUAUCUGGCUUGAUCACGGUCGCGACCAACAACCAUGGUUUUGACCGUGAGGCGAUGCCAGAUUUGCAUUUUUUAGUAGAGGCUAGAGAUAAUGAUGGAGUAGGUUUAAGAGUUACAGUGCCAUUAAUAAUUAAGUUAUUAGAUGUUAAUGAUAACCCACCAGAGUUUGAGAGGACGUUGUAUGAAUUUGUGCUAUCGCCGAAUUUGAACAAUUUUACAUCAUCAGCAUUUGUAAAGGCAGUUGAUAAAGACGCUGAGCCACCAAAUAACGUAGUCAGAUACGAAAUAAUUGAAGGAAAUAGAGAAGGAAACUUUGCAGUUAAUGAAGAUACAGGUGAAUUGUUUCUUUUGGAGCCCCUAAAAAGAACAAACAAAAGAAAUACCAGACAAAAACGUCAAUACGAUGAAGAAGAAAGUAAAAAUUAUAUUCUAACUGUAAGAGCCUAUGACCUCGGUAUACCGAGAUUAUCAUCAACCACAACGGUUAAGAUUUACCCACCAGAAAGUAAAACAAGAACCAUGUCAUUUAUUGUACCCGGUGCAAACCCCGAUAGAAAGAAACUAGAGGAAUUACUAAGUACUCUCUCCGGAGGUAAAGUGUCAAUUAUAGAAAUUAAACCCUAUAGAGGGAAUGGGAAUACCGGUUCUGAACAAAACGGCCAAGAGUCUAGUCAAGAAAGAAGUGAAGUUAUUGCCGUUGUUCGUUCAUCCGAAAAUACUGCUAUAAACGUAGCAAAGUUACAAGAACAACUUGCUAAAAAUAAGACAAUAUACAGCACAGGCGUAACGAAAAAUGAUCAAACUUCUAUAUCAGACAAGGAUGAUUCUAGUAUUUACAAAGCUGAAAGCCGGUUGUUAUUCUGGCUACUAAUAUUGUUAGCGGUUUUGGUGGCCCUUGUUCUACUUCUUUUGAUAUGCUGCUGUAUUUGUGAAGGCUGUCCACUCUAUAUGCCUCCGAGGAAAAGAGUGAUACGUGUCAACUCCACAGAGGACGACGUGCAUUUAGUGGUACGCGACAAGAGAGUUGGGAACAAAACGACGCAAAACAUAGAAAAUAAGUCCAUCCAAGCAUCAGAGUGGAGGAGGCGGGAGGCGUGGAGCGCGGAGCAAACAGACUUGCGGACAAAACCAACACAGUGGAAGUUUAAUAAAAGAAAUCAUCGAACUAAGGAGAUGACGAAACCUUCAUCAACACCUGGGGAUAUUCAACAAGAAUUCGUUCAUGCUGCUGAAGAUAACGACUAUAAAUAUGAUGACAAUAGACAUUCACUAAGAAAUAGGGAUGGACCAAAGAUAAUAUACACAAAAGAAAUGCAGCUACAAAAAACUUUCGCUAAUAAACAUAAAGAGUACAUAGAAGAUCUAGAAAACGGUUAUGAUAGAAUUGCUACACUUCAUCACAGAAAAGAACAAGAUAAUGAUUCAAUCAGAAGGCAUGAAAUAGAUCGAGGUUCUGAUGUGGGAGUCGUCAUCAAGUCUGAAUUACAUAAAAACAUCGAAGAUAAAGAUGAAAAUAAACCUAAGCAUGAAUAUCAUGACAAAUUGCAUGCUCCGUCUUCACUUGGAAGAGAUCAAUAUUUUAUUAAAGAAGGCAACACUGAAAUUUUAAGACUUGUUACGCGUGGUAAUAAUGAAGAAGAACGAUACGUAAACCUUCCAGUUCAUCAACAACGCCCUGUAACAUUAAUACCACAAACACAAUAUGUUGUUGUAGAUAAUGGCAAAGAACUAUUGAUGGAACGAUUUAUAAGAGAACAGGGUGAGGAAGCAAAGUAUAUUAGAGAGCGAAUGAAUUCAAAGUUGGUCACUGAUCUAGAUGAAGUCAUGGUUGAAAAAGAAGUUAAAAAUAAUGGACAAAAAGUACACACAGAUAUACACAAAAUACCAGAAUAUAACAAUUUUCAAACAGACGUUCCAGGUACAGUACCCAUAAAGGCUGAAUACUUACAGUCUGCAUUAUUAGAAAUACAAAAUAAAUCUACCUUAAAUCAAGAACUACUCGAAACAUCUUUACGAAAACAAAAUGAAUUAUUACACCAAAUACUUGUUGAACGAGAAAAAAUGUUUCAAAAUCAGGAGACCGCCUCUCAGGUUGAAAGUAAAUUAGAAACACAAAGUUUACCCGGACAUUCCGUCAUGGCUACUCAAACUGAGUGUCAUAUUGGAACACAAACUGAGCCACAACUUUUUAAUGACGUAAAAAGAAAAUCAAGAAGUGAUAACGAUUCCUAUAGUGAAGAUGACUCACAAAUAUCGGCAAAAGAUGAAACAAAAAAACCAACAUGGUUAAAGAGAAAAAAACCUAAGAAAAAAAUAAAACACAAAGACCCGCGACGUAGUAUGCGUUCAUACGAAGUAAAACGAAAAAUUAAGACGCCAAUCCUUGAAGAAAGUGAGGUUUCACCGUCUCUGGAAAGUGAAAAACGUAUUAAGAUAAGUAAAAUAAAUGAAAGACAGGAACAUAUUAAAAACUACGGUGAUGUAACAAAGAGCACGGUGAUAACUUCUAAAAAUGAAACAACGUCUUCAACAAAAAUAAAGCUUACUGACAGUGAUAGAAAAGAAAAGCUUAAAAGAGAAAUUCUCUUGGAAAUUUCAGAUUCGCUGGAUGAGAAACUUGAACCUGUGAAACAUAAAAAAUUGUUUCUACAAAGACAAGACUCUCCAUCUAAAGCUUUAGCUUUAGAAUAUGAAAGUAGCAAAGACAGCCAGAGUAUCAGCAGCGGCACGAAUCACGAACAAAAACAUGCAAUAAUUUCAAAACCUGACUCAUCAUCAAGUACUCGAGAUCAUGGAUUGUCAGCAAAAGUUACCAGUGAUUUAGACGACUUAGAACAAUCACCUGAGUCUAAAAAAGAUGAGUCAUCAAGAUCUAAAGCUAGUGAUAAAAAUGAAGAAAUUAAAGGUGUAGAAGCAACAAAAGCUCCACAAAAAAGUUUGCCCAGAUAUAUGCAGUGGUAUAGUAAAAAGGGAGCAACACCAUCAAAACCAACUGUUGAAAGAACUGCACCGGAUAAGCCUAAGCGUCCGUCGAAAAUAAAAAGUGAAAUAGGAAAAAGUCAAGAUAAAGUAGGCCGUUACGGCAAAAUAAUGCCUAAAGAUCCUCACGAUAACACGGAGGCAAAAAAAAACUUCAAAGAAAAGGAAAAUGAAUUUAUCCAUCCACGCCUUCUGAAAGAAGGCAAAGUAACUCCUGUUCCAGAAGGGCCUUUACCAGAUGUACAUCCACUUUUGCAACAUUCAGAACAUCGUUAUGAGCAUCAAUACGAGAAUCAAAAUCCCCUGUGUUAUAUUCAACCGACUCAUAUUCCAAAAUAUCUUAAAAACGAUUCAAGUGCUCCAGCGUUACCUCGAAGACAAUCUAUUGAACAGCAGCCAAUAUAUGUGAAUCAAGACGAAGUUAAAACUAAAGAGAAACAGCAAGAGAGUGCCGAGAGUGCCUUAACUCAUAGUAUAUCUAUUUCUACAAAUUACGAUAAAGAACGCAAAGCAGCGUCAGAAGUGCACGUUUCAAAGAUAAAUAUAGGAGGCGAAACUGUUCCAACUGUUAAUAAAAUUGUUACCACGAAAAUAGACGACAAUGACUCGGGAAUCGCGAUGAAUACGCUGGCUCAACAAACCAGUAACAUUAAGAGAUUACCGAUAACAGAGAAAAAGAGCGUGUUUACGAUCGCCUAUGAUGAUGUUCAAACUAAACAAUUAAGACCCGAUAGCAGUUCAACAUCUUAUUGAAAUGUGAUUUACAUAGAAAAUUAUAUAUACACGUUUGUAAUAUUGUAAUUAGUAGAUAUUUCAUAUUUUAAAUUUACUCACAUUUUGAUACUGUUGUUUGGUUUUAAAGUGCCUUAAACUUAAAUUGGGGUGAAAUAUAAUGACAUUCCGUCCUAAAGUAUUACUUAAUUUAUAGAAAUGUAAAUAGUUUCAUAGAAAUACUUCCCAAAUUAAAUUAUGAUCAACUGCCUUUAUAAAUGACUGUUUUUAAAUUAAGUUUUAAAAUGUACAUAGUAUUUGUGAACACUUACUAUUAAUUAUAGCUUUAAUUCCAUUGUAAAUAUUAUAAUUAUUUUCACUCAUAAUGAUGAUUGUAAUGAUCUAUACGGUAUUGUAUUUGUUAUAAAAUAUGAAGUUAUAUUAUAUUAUUAUUCCUA
Messenger RNA from Colias croceus (clouded yellow), 6085 nucleotides. It is a transcript of the gene Cad86C, whose product is annotated as cadherin-86C. Bases 336 to 5669 code for a protein of 1777 amino acids. The transcript is spliced from 15 exons. Gene Ontology annotation, molecular function: calcium ion binding. The record is from RefSeq and is a predicted model, not a curated record. Gene Ontology annotation, cellular component: cell-cell junction; plasma membrane. Gene Ontology annotation, biological process: homophilic cell-cell adhesion. NCBI's taxonomy places the organism in Eukaryota, Metazoa, Arthropoda, Insecta, Lepidoptera, Pieridae.